Molecule: messenger RNA, 532 nt
Organism: Falco peregrinus (peregrine falcon)
Lineage: Eukaryota; Metazoa; Chordata; Aves; Falconiformes; Falconidae
Gene: FABP1
Product: fatty acid binding protein 1
Exons: 4
Coding region: 86-466 (126 amino acids)
Biological process (GO): fatty acid transport
Cellular component (GO): nucleus; cytosol
Molecular function (GO): fatty acid binding
Source: RefSeq, a predicted model, not a curated record
AAGGCAAAAGGACCUUAUAAAACCAAGCUCUGCUUACCAGCAAGGCACCUUCUCUUGUGUUGGGAGCACAGAGAGCCUUUCCAUCAUGAACUUCACUGGAAAGUAUGAACUCCAGUCCCAUGAAAACUUUGAGCCUUUUAUGAAAGCCCUUGGGCUUCCCGAUGAACAGAUCCAGAAGGGCAAGGACAUCAAGAGCAUCUCAGAAAUCGUGCAGGAUGGAAAAAAGUUCAAGAUUACUGUGACCACUGGCUCCAAAGUGCUGCACAACGAGUUCACCAUUGGGGAGGAGUGCGAGGUAGAGAUGCUGACGGGAGAGAAAGUCAAGGCUACUUUUCAGAUGGAGGGUAAUAAACUGAUCGCAAACCUGAAAGGGCUGAAAUCUGUCACCGAACUCAACGGAGACACCAUCACCAAUACACUGAGCAUGGGAGACCUCACCUACAAGAGAGUCAGCAAAAGAAUCUAGAAAUCCUGUGCAUGUUAAUCAUUUUACUGUGUAAAAUGUGUCCAUUAAAGUAAAAUUUGUACUAAA